UUAAUGAAAUGAUUCUUGUUAACUUAUGCUUGAAAGGAAACGCUCUUGACAUUUUACUUUGUGUACUCAAAUGUCAAAUCUGUCAUAAAAGUCAAUUUUAAAGAUGGUCGAUUUUGUGGCUCUUUUUGUAUUUAUUCUGUAAUUUAAAUUGACUUAAAAAUUUGAAGUGCGUGAAAAUCAUGACUGAAAAAGCGAUGACCAUGGAACAGCUGGAGGAAACAGUGAAACAUACUGAUGAACAAUUAGACCUAAUGGAAUGGAAGAUGGACAAUGUAGAGAAACAAAUGGUGGAGCCCAUGGACAAUCAGGAUGUGUGCAUUGUCAACUUACUUAAAUCAGUCUCUGAGGUUCGCUCGGACUAUCAGCAGCUAAGACGCGAGCUGGUGGAGGUCCAGGCUCUGCAGCGCGAGCUGUCCACACGUCUGCGCUCCCAGUUGCGUAUAGUCCACGGGAAGUUCGCCAGGCUGAGACAGCGCAUCGCCGCCGCCUCACCGCCCCGCUAAAACUAUGUGACUGCUGUCAUACGUCCUUACAUUUUAUGGCGGCAUAUAUUUUUUUGGUAUCUUUUAUGUACUCGGUUCUAAUAUUAUCUUCCAUUUUUAAAAAAGAUUUCUAUAUGUCGUGGUUUAUAAUAUUUCUUUCUUUUUUUGUAAUGUCAUUUUAAUUGAAACCACGGAUAAUCGAACACGUGCCAAUAUUUAGAUUUAGGUUAUAGAAAGCACUAUUAACAAAUACAUAUAUCCCACUAUUUAAAGAUAAAUUGAUCUCAUAGGUAGUUGAAAACUUGCGAUCACUAGUUCGUAAUAUUUUGUAAUAGUUCUUAGAACAUGAAUGUGUGAAAUGAGAAACGAAAGGUAAAAAAAAAAAUAGUUUUUCUUUCAUUAAUGCUACUAGUCGAACCUUAUGAGUGACAUCAGUGUCAAAUUUAAUUAGUACGCAUUUUAUAGAACAGUGUAAGUUGGUGCUAAUGCAAUUCAAGAAUUUGUAUGUGUGGAUGAAAAUAGUAUUUGAUGUUUAAAACUACGGCAUCUAAAAAUAUAGUAACUUGACACAUAUACGAAGUGUCGAAGUAUAUUUUUUUUUAAUUAUUAUUAUUAUUAUUUAUUAUUAAACCUUCAAAAGCUUAUGUAGUUUAUUUGUUUGUGCUUUAUUGUUUAAUAUAUUUCUUUUAUAAGAAUGUUUCUUAAAAUCUAUACAGACUUAGCUAAGAAAUGCGCUGGCCCAAAUAGUAGUUUUUUUUUUUUAUAUUUUAAAUUGAAAUUUUCUUAUGGAACUAUUAUUUACAAAAUUGAAUGUCUAUGAGACGGUAAUUUAAAUUUUAUAAUGGAAUUAGACAUUGUAAUAGUAAUUGGGAAUGAGGACCAAAGGAAGGAUCCACCCCAGUUACAUCGUAGCUUAGGAAAUGUUUAGCAUUUUUUUUGCAUUUAUACAUUGUAGAUAAAUUAUAUUAGAGUAAUUAUUGUAUCACUAUUAUCAUAAUGCACAUAUCUUUUAUUGCAUGAUUGUUCAUAUAAAUGUCAUAGAAAUACGAUCACAGAGUCAUAUAAUAAUGAUUUUUAAUAACUCUGUGAUUAUUUUCUUUUCAAUCAUCGUAGUGUUUAAGGAAAAUACAUGUCUGAAACUAUGUCUAAGUCUCGAAUGUCUAAAUUAAUGAUUAUACCUAAUUUAAGUAGUCUAGGAUAGAUCCCGAUCAUUUUUGAUGUAUUUUUGUGAAUAUUCUGACUCGUUUAUAAAUUAUGAAGUCGGAGAGGCGUGCUUGUGAUGGUUGUGAGUUCGAUGAAAGUUUAGCGGAGUAUGGGCAGAGGCAAUACGUAUCUUAAACAUUUUAUACGUUUCAAAAGUCCCCCUAAAAUAUUUCAAAUCGUAAUUCUCAUCAAGGAAUUGAAUAAAUAAUUUAUAAUUUUCAUAGUCAAUUCAUAUUAAUCACAUUUGAUGUAUGUUAUAAAAAUUAUUAGAUUUUUUCAGCACUUUAAGAGCACGUUGAAAAAUUUUUCGUAUAUCAUGAUCAUAAUUUAACUGCACUGGGAUUAAUAUAUUUAAACGCAUUAAAUUAAUUACUGUUAAACGUCGUCGUUUAUAGAAUCGUGCCAAAAUACGAUUUCACUCUUCAAGUCCAAUAUUGACAAUAUGCACUAUUCCUAUUUAUAAGUAGUUUGUUUCUACUUAGUGUGUAUUGUAUAAAUUGAGUUUAUUUUUUCUUAUUAAGAUCGCGGUCUUAUCCAUUAUUUUGAUCUGUUUUUUUUUUUAAAUUAUUUUCUAAUAAAUGAUAUUUUACAGUUAA
This is a messenger RNA of Danaus plexippus (monarch butterfly), 2281 nucleotides long. RefSeq lists its product as uncharacterized. Lineage: Eukaryota; Metazoa; Arthropoda; Insecta; Lepidoptera; Nymphalidae. The transcript is spliced from 3 exons. The record is from RefSeq and is a predicted model, not a curated record. The coding region runs from base 180 to 503 and encodes 107 amino acids.